Molecule: messenger RNA, 1379 nt
Organism: Dermatophagoides farinae (American house dust mite)
Lineage: Eukaryota; Metazoa; Arthropoda; Arachnida; Sarcoptiformes; Pyroglyphidae
Product: protein-lysine N-methyltransferase EEF2KMT
Source: RefSeq, a predicted model, not a curated record
UCCAAAUACACAAGAUGGCAGAUAAUGACGAUAACAGCUGUUUUUUUUUGAUUCAAGAUGAAAAAAAAGGAAAAAUGAAUGAAAGAAACUGAUUUCACGAUGAGUUAUGAUUUUGAAUUAAUUGAAUUUUUAUUUCUACAACAAACUCGUCUCAAUGUAUUGAUACCAUUUAUCCGUCUCAUACUUAAAUGGAGAAUACAUCAAAUUGUCAAUAAUGAUGAUGAAGAUGGAAACAAAAAGAUUGAAUGUUUGAAUGAUGUACAGAAACAAUUACUUUCAUAUACAAUACUAAACAAACGACUUGAAAAAUAUCCACUGCCUUUGAAUUAUAUACGACAAUAUUUAAAACAAUUGAUUCGAAUUUUUGAACAAAUUUUCGAUACUGAUUGCCUUCUGGAUGAAAUCUAUCCAAUAUAUGCUGAUUUAAUAAGCAUCAAAACACAACAAAUUGAUCGAUCAUAUCAUCAAGAUUUAAAUGAAAAUGGUAUUGAUCUUUUGGAUCGUUUAUGUCGAUUGUUUGAAAACGAUACAAACAUUGGUUUUGUCACACAUGUAUUCGAUAUGUUUCGAUUGUCGAUAAUUGAAACGAAUAAAAUUGUUAAAUCUGGUACCACUGGUUUAAGAACAUGGCCAGCAGCUGUUCAUCUAUUGAAUUAUCUACGAAUACCGGAAAAUUAUCAGAAUGUUCAAUGGAAUCGUCCAAAUGCCUGGCAUAAUGUUGUUGAAUUAGGCUCUGGAUCUGGAUUAUUGGGAGUUGGCCUUAUCAAAUCUGGUUUCAUUAAUAACGGUCAUUAUAUAUUCACUGAUCAUAAUCAGGCCGUAUUGAAACACAUUGAAUUGAAUUUAUUCAUCAAUGAUAUUAAUCAAAAGACAAACAAUAAUGUCCAAGUAGUCAUACAGAAACUUGAUUGGAUUGAUUAUCAAUUUUUUGAUUUUUCUGCUUCCAUUAGUGAUCUGAUAAUUGCUUCUGAUGUAAUAUAUGACCCAAAUUUUAUCGAACCAUUCAUACAAACAUUGAGAACAAUGUUCAAUGUUUAUAAAAAUGCCGAUUCAUUACGACGUGAUCCUGAUUGCAUCAUAUGUUGUGCUAUACGUAACCCAAAAAUAUUAGAUAUUUUUCAACAAAAAUUAGAACAAUGUAAUCUAGAAUGGCGUCAAUUGAAUCGUAUCGAACGGCCACUUUGGGUUAAUAGAAUACAGAAACAUGUUGAUAGCAUGUCCAAUGAUAUUGUUAUUGAUGAAAAUUUUGAUUCCAUAUUUAAAACACAUGAUGAUAAUGUUCCAUCGAUUGUAUUUAAGAUUAAUGCUAAACAUUGACCAUUGAUAAUAAUUUAUCAAUAAAUAUUUUUGACUGCCAAAAAUGGCAUUUUACAUUUAAA